AUCCCGGGGACGAAUGCAACUGAUCUACGGCGGACAGCCAUUCAUCUUCGAGAAGACCCUGAAACUGUCUUCGGGGGAGGAGAAGCGCUUCUGGCGCUGCAAUCAAUGGUGGAACCAAAAGUGUCGCUCCCGCGUCUUCACCAUCAACGACGUUGUCUGUCCGCUUAACCGAUUCCACACGCACGAGGAGAUCGUGCGGCGAAAGAAGCGAGUGCGCCGCGUGCCGCCGGUGGAGACGAUUGCCAAGGUGGUUGCCACAACACCCAGGCAUCCGCAGCAUCAACAGCUAACCCAGCAGCAACAAGAAAUUCAGCUGACCAGCGAUGCAAUUGCUGGAGCAAUACUGGACGACGAAUCCCCAGCUACAAUCGAUGUCAGCGAGCUGGGGAUGCACCUGAAAUACGAAGAAAUCGUAGCGGAUGUCACGGGCGCCACGCGAGUGGUCAGCCGUCGGAAGUGAAGAUUGCUUUUUAUUUUCUGACGAAAGAUCGCAGAUUCAGAUUCCUUCUUUAUCAAAACUCAUGCUUUGAGUUUUCAUUUUUGAACUUGCCACGUCGAAAACCAAAAGCCGAACAGUUUUGAUGAAUUUAAAAAGGCUAAACACAACCACUAGCCAAUAAAUAACAUUUUUAUUAUUAUUUAAGAACAUAUUUUUAAAGCUCUUUUUAUUAAGCGUAACGAAACAUAUUCCAAGGUUUCCUUCCCCAUUUGUAUAAUUUGAUAAAUACGUCAUGAUUUCCUUUGAUAUUUUGGAGUUGUUUAGAAUAGAAUCUGUUCCUUCUGUUAUACCUUUGUUCAAACAAAAUUAACUUAGCUUACUCCCAUAAUUAUUAAUACAAAACUGCGAUUUAGAAGGCGGACAAGCUAGCAAUUAUGUUUCAGCUUAUAAACAAUUUAUUAUGUGUACAUUUAAUAAACGUAAGCCCCAAACAGUGCAA
Molecule: messenger RNA, 938 nt
Organism: Drosophila simulans
Lineage: Eukaryota; Metazoa; Arthropoda; Insecta; Diptera; Drosophilidae
Exons: 1
Coding region: 14-460 (148 amino acids)
Source: RefSeq, a predicted model, not a curated record